AUGGCCUCCAAUCCACCCAACGCAACCUUGUACCUCCGCAACAUUGACGAAUCCAUCAAAAUCCCCGCGCUGAUCGAAGGCAUCCGGAACAUCUGCUCCGAGCUGGGCGAGAUUGAAGAGAUUGUCGCCAAGAAGAAUCUCCGUGCGCGCGGUCAGGCGUUCGUCGUCUUCACGUCCGUCGACGAUGCCGAAGAUGCCAUGGAGUUUCUGCAAGGUGCCGAAUUGUUCGGCAGGAAAUUGGUGGUGCAGUUUGCCAAGAGCAAGAGUGAUGCCGUCGUGAGGCGCGAAGGUGGGGAGGAGGCGUUGGAGAGGCACAAGAAGGAGAGAUUGGCUUUGAAGGAACGCCGACAGGCCCUCCAGAAAGAAGAAGAGGCCCUCAAACAAUCCGCCCAACGCUCCGCCGCCGCCGCCGCCGCCGGCAACGCCAACUCCACCAAUGACUCCGAACGACCUCCCAAGACCAACCGCGCUGCCGCUGCCAUGCUGGACGAGAACCUCCCACCGAAUAAGAUGUUGGUGUUGCGGGACUUGCCCAAGGAUUUCACGCCGCAGCAGACUUCGGCAGCGUUCGCCCAGUUCCCUGGCUUCGUGCAGUUCCGUCCGGUGCCCGGACGAAACAUGGGUUUUGCGGACUACGAGGACGAGAAUGCGGCUGCUGUGGCGAGGGAGGGAAUGAAUGGCAGCGUGCUGGGGGAUGCGACCAUCAAGGUCACGUUCCAGAAACCGGCGGCUUGA
Ramularia collo-cygni is the source of this 735-nucleotide messenger RNA. Its product is annotated as related to small nuclear ribonucleoprotein snRNP U1A. The transcript is spliced from 3 exons. Bases 1 to 735 code for a protein of 244 amino acids. The record is from RefSeq and is a predicted model, not a curated record. Gene Ontology annotation, molecular function: mRNA binding. Gene Ontology annotation, cellular component: cytosol. Lineage: Eukaryota; Fungi; Ascomycota; Dothideomycetes; Mycosphaerellales; Mycosphaerellaceae.